Lactuca virosa is the source of this 2192-nucleotide messenger RNA. Lineage: Eukaryota; Viridiplantae; Streptophyta; Magnoliopsida; Asterales; Asteraceae. The record is from the annotation of a GenBank genome assembly.
AUGUCAUAUUUAAACUCUGCUCGCCAAAAACAACAAUUUCUUUUUGAUAAAGUGUUUGCUCCUUCUGCUUCUCUAGAGGAUGUCUUCUUGGGGAUCACACUUCAUGACUUGUUGGCCGGUGGAAGAGAAGAGCAUAAACAUAAGAUUAGGGAUGAUACAAAUGACAAUAGAUACGUUGAGGGGUUUACCACUGCCAAUAUUGGCAACAUUGGGGACGUAUCAGAUCUUCUUGAAUGGGCUGCAGGAAUAAGGAGAGUUGGAAAAAGUGAGAAGAAUGAUGCAUUUUCUCGAAGUCACAUGGUCGUGACUUUAAAGAUCAAUGGAAAAAAUGACAGAACCGGCGAAGGAAAAAAAGGGGUGCUAAAUCUUAUUGAUUUAGCUAGCAAUGAAGCGGAAAUCAACACUAGUUUGACUACACUGGGCAGGAUUUUUUGUCAGCUUGGAAAUAAGAAACAUAGUCAUGUUAGUUAUAGAGUCGACGCUUACUUAUCUUCUCAAGUCUUGUUUGUCCGGAAAUUCAAAGGCUCUAAUGUUUGUCAAUGUUUCACCCGAUCCAUCACCUUUGAUACAAUCAAUAAACUCAUUCCGCUUUGUCUCACAAGUGAACUCAUGCGAGAUUGGAAUCCAACGUCCUCAGACCACCACCACCAAGCGAAUGCGUGUUUGAGUCGCGGGUGAAACCAGAGCUGAAUGGAGUUAGAGAUGGUUUUCAAAUAUGAAACUUAUUAUGAAUUCAAAUUUAUACGUUAUAUAUUGUAGUAUGUGCAAAAUAAUUCAUUAAACAUAAUUAGUUUGGCUGAGCAUCUUGGAACUAGGAUUUGUGAUCAUGUUCCCGAAACACCAAACAAGCUCUCGGAAGAUAUAAUCAAAUGCAUGUCGGCUUUUGCAAGCUUGCGGAACCACCUCUUGCAAAUCAUGAGAUUUUAUCUCCUACUUCAUCUUUGUCAUCAAUGGGGGCAUUUUCACCCAAAGACCAUUCGGGCAUGGACAUGUGGAGUCCAGGGUUUAAAAUGGUAUCAUUGUCUUUUGAUGUGAGAUUACAUAACCCUUUUCAUGUUCAAGGGCUUUAAAGAUAUGUUGCAAAAUUUCAGGUAAUAAGAUAAGAUUAAGAGAUUAGAAGAGGCGGAUCCUAGAAAUUGAAGCAUGAGGAGAAGUUAGCAUUUUGGAUUAAUGUACAUAAUGCAUUGGUGAUGCAUGCUGCAUGUAAUGUUGGGGGUCAUGUGGUAAGUGCAGAUGUGAUCCAAAAUUCAAUCCUCAGAUGCUAAAUGUGCCGUUCUGGGCAGACAAAAGUUCAAAUCGGGAGAUGCACGGCAAGAUUACGCAAUUGACCAUCCCGAACCACUUUUGCAUUUUGCACUUUCUUCAGGAUGCCAUUCUAUUAUGACAAAGAAAUAGCAACCUACUUUCAUUCAUUUUUUUUUCUUUUUUUUAAUUUAUUUAUAGCAUCUUAUUUUCAUUUCAUUCUAUUACAACAUUGUACUUUGAAUUGUUUUCUUAUUAAGGCUUUGUCAAACUCGUACGAGUCGAGUCAAUUUAUACCCAAAAAGAGUCGACUCGGUAGUGUCUACUUUCAUUUCUUUAUAUGCCACAUCGUACUUUGAAAAAAAUUCCCGAUUUAUUCAAUUAUAAUAGUAGUGAAAAUUGCUUUGUUGGGAGUUUUAAUUCCAAUGUUGAUUUACCUCUCACAUGAUGCUUAUGCUUCUGUGGGCCAACUCAACUCAGGGUUGUUGGAAGAAUAACCGUUUUGCAAAAUAGGAAGAGAUGAAAGAAGAAUGCUAUAAUAAACUAAUCUACAAAAGUACAUUGUUAUUUCUUACAUUCAACCCAAUAAUCUAUUCACUAUACAAAUCUUAAAACAAUAUAAACUCAUAUCUUGUUUGUUGUUUUUACCAGGUUCGUAUCCUAGUAAUCCAAGAACUUGAAGUUGCAAAAGAAGAAUUUGUGAGGGCUACAUUUGGUGUAGGGAAGGAUCAUAUUCGUAGGAUUCUUUUACCAAAAAUGGUUGAAAGUUUUGCAAAAGAUUCUGGAUGAUGGAGAUGAUCGACAUCCGCCUAAUGUCAACCAUCAAGUGUUUUCAUUUCUUUUCUAUCAUAUGAAUAUCUCAUAAAUUUUUAUCAUUGAUUUAUAUAAAACAGUUUGGCUAUGUUGCAUCUUGAGAUAUAUAUUGGAUAAUGCAUGUUGAUAUUUAGUUG